CCAACAACCACUACAGAGUCUCCAACAACCACUACAGAGGAUACAACCACAACUACAGCAGUCGCAACCACUACUACAGCUGCUCCAACAACCACUACAGAGUCUCCAACAACCACUACAGAGGCUACAACCACAACUACAGCUGUCGCAACCACUACUACAGUUUCUCCAACAACCACUACAGAGUCUCCAACAACGACUACAGAGGCUACAACCACAACUACAGCUGCUCCAAUAAUGACUACAGCUGCUUCAACGUCUACAGCUUCCACUACCACAACUACAGGGGCACCGACAACAAGUAUAGAGGCUCCAACAAUAACUACAGAGGCCACAACCACAACCAUACCUGCCACAACCACAUCAACUGAGACACAAACCACAACUACAGCAUCUCCAACAACAACGACAGAGGCUACAAGCACAACGACAGAGGCUACAACCACAACUACAGCUGCCCCAACCACAACUACUUCCGCUCCAACAACGAUUACAGCUGCCACAACAACAGAGGCACAAAACACAACUACAGCUUCUCCAACAACAACGACAGAGACUACAACCACAACUACACCUUCCCCAACCACAACUACUGCCGCUCCAACAACGACUACAGCUGCCACUACCACAACAUCCGAGAGUCCCAAACCAACACUACAGAGGCUCCAACAAUAA
Messenger RNA from Esox lucius (northern pike), 675 nucleotides. RefSeq names its product cell wall protein DAN4-like. The record is from RefSeq and is a predicted model, not a curated record. The transcript is spliced from 2 exons. The annotation marks the transcript as partial. NCBI's taxonomy places the organism in Eukaryota, Metazoa, Chordata, Actinopteri, Esociformes, Esocidae.